Molecule: messenger RNA, 867 nt
Organism: Penicillium maclennaniae
Lineage: Eukaryota; Fungi; Ascomycota; Eurotiomycetes; Eurotiales; Aspergillaceae
Product: 5'-hydroxyaverantin dehydrogenase
Exons: 4
Coding region: 1-867 (288 amino acids)
Molecular function (GO): oxidoreductase activity
Source: RefSeq, a predicted model, not a curated record
AUGACGCCUUACCAAGUCGAUGAUGCCGAAUUUGACGCAUUACGAGGCAAGACAAUCUUAUUGACGGGAUGUUCAACUGGGAUUGGAAACGCAACGGCGCUUCUAGCACAUAAGCACGGUGCCAACCUCAUCCUGGGUGAUUGGGCAGAGAAGGAGGGCCAGUCACUAGCAGCAGGACUCGGCGAACGCGUCUUGUUCCAGAAAACAGAUGUGUCAUCAUGGUCUGACCAGCUGGCUCUCUUCGAAGUCGGCUACAAGAAGUUUGGAGCUCUAGACAUUGUUCUAGCAAAUGCCGGUGUCCAAGAGAUUGGCAACAUCCUGGAAGACAAAUACGACUCCGAAUCCGGGAAGUUACUGCCUCCUGUUCUGCAGACAAUAGAUGUGAACCUCUUGGGUGUCAUCUACACCACAAAGCUGGCUAUCCACUAUUUCGCCAAGCAGCCAGACACGAAGCAGUUUCAACUCGUCUUGACGGGUUCGGCUGCGUGCUUCCUCGAUACGCCUCCUUUAUGGACGUACUGCGCGGCCAAGGCCGGUGUGAUGGGCCUGAUGAGAUCGUUGAGGACACAGCUGCCCAAGAGCAACGGGGUGACUGUCAACAUGGUGGCUCCGUGGAUGACCAAAACACCCAUGUUGACUGAUCAGUUCUUGAGUGUCUGGGGUGAGCUUCCGGCGAAUGAGCCUAUUGGGGUAGCCAGAGCACUUCUUCUGCCGGCUGUCAGAAAGGAUUUGAAUGGAAAGUCGCUGUUUGUGGCAGGACAUGAGAUUGUUGAUUUUGAGGAGGGUCUUGAGAGAACUCAACCGCAGUGGAUGGGGGAGCAAUUGAGUAAGCAUGUGGUUGAAGGUCAACGGCGGCUGAUACCAUGA